This is a messenger RNA of Halichondria panicea, 1448 nucleotides long. Its product is annotated as beta-1,4-galactosyltransferase galt-1-like. Bases 174 to 1361 code for a protein of 395 amino acids. The transcript has a single exon. Gene Ontology annotation, cellular component: cytoplasm. The record is from RefSeq and is a predicted model, not a curated record. Gene Ontology annotation, molecular function: glycosyltransferase activity. NCBI's taxonomy places the organism in Eukaryota, Metazoa, Porifera, Demospongiae, Suberitida, Halichondriidae.
UUAUCUUAUUGAACGAUUGUGAUAACGAUUGUGAUAAAGAACAGAAAAAGGAGAGCCUGUGUAGAGGCUAGUACGUACGUACGUAUGUGUUGAGCCUUCCUGAUCCUCGGAAUAAAGGCCGUCGAGUCACAGAGAUCCAGAGCGAAGGGAGUGCUUCCAGUCUACCACUGGAUAUGAGUAAUUACAAGUUAAAGAAAACAUUUAUCGGAUCUUCUUCAUUGGUAAUUAUUUUGAUUGGUAUCUUCUAUAUCCAUCAAUACACUUCACGGCCACUCAAUGUAUUUGCUCGUUCAGAUACUGGUACUAACAGUUCAGAACCAAGUGAUUCUUCUAUGGUUAUUCGAUCAGCAUACAUUGACACACGUGCGAGAAAUGGUCGCAAACACCCUGUGUUAGUGAUUUUUGCAGAGACCUCUAUGGAAAUACGCAAACAUGGGUUAAUUGAAGGCUGUGGUGCUGAUUCCAUUAAUGCUAAAGCUUUCGAGAUUUCUACUCUUUACUUUCCCUGGAUUAAUCAACAUUACCCAAAACUUACUCAUGAGGAAGUAAUGAUUGAUUGUUACGAUCUUGAAGUCCAUGAAAACAGCACCGCUUUUGUGCGUUACCGUCCACUUCCAAACUCAAAAGAAGCAAUAACAGGUACUAUUGACAUUACAUACCCUGCACGUAGAGAUGACUAUAAAGACAAAGUUGUUGUUUGUACAAACUGCUUUGGCAAACCACCUUGGUUAAGUGAGUGGCUGAAAUAUCAGAAGACUAUUGGAGUUGAUUUGGUUCAAUUAUAUGUUGAAGAGCAAUUUAUGAGUGACAAUGAAAAUCUCAAAAUUGUUGAAAGUUAUAUUCAAGAAGGUUUCCUGAAAGUAGAAAAUCGCAAAACAUAUUUCGAUACAUCACAGAUUAACUACCACUCACAACUUCUAAACUAUCAUGAUUGUUUGUAUCGCUAUCGAGAAGUGUUUGAAUUUGCCUUCUUUUUAGAUACUGAUGACUUUUUUAUCCCACGUUUUCCUAACAAGACUAAUGUACACGACUAUGUCAACCAAUUUUUUACUGAGGACAAUCAAGUAUCAGCUGAAUUUGUAUGGCUCAAAUAUUUUCCUGAUUGUGGCUUAACACAACCGUUAUCAAAUUUGAAAGACGGAAAUAUAACACGCUUACUCAAAGUUAAAGAAUUCUGGACGGCAUCGGAGAAAAAAUUUGUUUGUAGACCAACCCUGACGACAUCGGUUGGAAUUCAUUCUACAGCUGGAAUAUUGGAAGGAACAACAAUCGUUCAUCCACCUGGCAAUGUAGCUUACAUAGCACAUGUUAGGGCUCAGGAAUUACUACACCUACCUCGUAAUGCUAAUUGCAAAACUUGACUGAUAUCACAGCUAUAAUGAUAUUUAUAAUUAUAUGCAUAUCAGUUUUGAGAAGAUAUACAAUAACGAGUAUAUAUUGCAAGCUGU